Molecule: messenger RNA, 1209 nt
Organism: Exaiptasia diaphana
Lineage: Eukaryota; Metazoa; Cnidaria; Anthozoa; Actiniaria; Aiptasiidae
Product: C3a anaphylatoxin chemotactic receptor-like
Exons: 1
Coding region: 17-1075 (352 amino acids)
Biological process (GO): G protein-coupled receptor signaling pathway
Cellular component (GO): membrane
Molecular function (GO): G protein-coupled receptor activity
Source: RefSeq, a predicted model, not a curated record
AUCAAAUAAACUAGAGAUGGACGGCAACAUCUCCCUCACCAACCAAUCAAACACCAGUUCCAGAUUCUGCAAAUACGAUGAACCAGACACUGAUAUUGAGAAAACUGCCAAACGCGCCGUCUUCGUAUUGUUUUUUGUUCUGGGGAUUUGUGGCAACAUUUUUGUCAUUAUACUCGCUGCUAAAUAUACAGUACGCAAGAACAUAAACCAUUGGAUCAUCAACAUGGCCGUGUCGGAUGCCAUUUAUCUUAUCAGCUUCUUAAUACUGGAAAUUCCCUGGUUGUCUGACAAUAAAUGGAGUGAUUGUCCUAACGGUAUGUUGGGUAUUGUACUCUGCGACAUUUUACAAUUCUUGUUGAGGGUUUCGAUGAGAGUUUCUCUAAUAACUCUAUUUGUGGUCAGCAUUAAACGAUUCAGAGUAACAACACAUACAAUACAAAGAUCGUUGCCUUUUACACCUCGACAAUUAAUGACUGCAGUCGCCGUCUGUUGGUUAAUUCCCAUUCCCAUCACUGCUUACAGAACGUAUGGGUCUAAUUGGUUUGUUACGGUGGCAGAGGCAAUUUUACUUGUUAUUUUGUGCUGCAUAAUAUUCGUUCUUAGUAUUAUAACAAUAAGACGACUGUCCCAACCUCACGCCAUCCAAGCCCAUCUAAACCAACAACGGCGAAACGCACAAAGACGUCAAAUGCAAAGGGCCAUGAGAAUGGUUCUCGUCUCUGUGUUGCUGUACACAUGUUGCUGGACUCCAUCUUUGAUUAUCCACGUUAUGUUUUCAUUGGAACAGCUUUCCAUUCAAGUAGCUGAAAUAGUUAAUGCCUGCAUAGACUGGGACUCUCUCGAAUUUAUAUUUGAUUAUAUUCUUCCUUUCGUCAACUCCUGCUUCAGUCCUCUUAUCUGCAUCAUAUGCCUGCCUGAUUUUCGGCAAGCUGCGAAGCAUGUACUGUGCCGAACAGCAAUACAGAGCCGAGAGCCAAACAGCCAAAACUCGACUGAGCUGCAAUCGCAUCGUGUCAAGCCCUUUAUUUUAAGGUCUAACAGAGUAAGAAAUUCUGAGACGAAGUCUAGUGAAUAAACAGCAAUUUUGACGUCGAGAUGCCGCCCAACGUGGUUAAUAAGAGGACUUACCACGAGUCCAUAAAUUGCUUAAAUCCACAAUACUUUCAAACAUUAUGUAUAAUUAAUUCUAGUACAAAUUGUUUUCUUUUA